UGGGUCAUCCAUCCAUAACCGUUUCAUGAUUUUUCAACUUAAAGGGUUCCAGAGUGAGAGAGGACUGUGAGGUGCUAAUUAUGUCUUCCUGGAGUUCUCUUACCAUGGAUGAUUUCGUUGGGCCGCGUUUAUACUGUUGCUAUAAAUGCAGAAAUCAUGUCUCUGCUCAUGAUGACAUAGUAUCCAAGGCUUUUCAGGGAAGGAAUGGAAGAGCCUUUCUAUUCUCUCAUGUGAUGAAUGUAGUUGUGGGGACCAAAGAAGACAGACAUCUUAUGACUGGUGUUCACACCGUUGCUGAUGUUUUUUGCGGCGAAUGUAAUGAACUGUUAGGUUGGAAGUAUGAACGAGCAUUCGAAGCAACACAAAAGUACAAGGAAGGGAAGUUCAUUCUUGAGAAGUCAAAAAUUGCCAAGGAGGAUUGGUAGCCAAACCAGUCCCCCCACAUUCCUUCACACCUUUCACAAUGUAAAUAUGUAAGUCUAUCAUUCUACAUCAUAUCAUCAUCUUCUUUACUCUCUGUACAGUGCAACUCAAAAAAUUGUGAGAUAUACCUUUGUGAAUAUUUCUUUUUUCUUUUUAAUUAAUCUAUUAUCCUUGUGAAUAGCUACAAUCCUUUUUUAUAUUUCAUCUUUAAUUUAUA
Cuscuta epithymum is the source of this 640-nucleotide messenger RNA. Lineage: Eukaryota; Viridiplantae; Streptophyta; Magnoliopsida; Solanales; Convolvulaceae. The record is from the annotation of a GenBank genome assembly.